This is a messenger RNA of Styela clava, 3853 nucleotides long. Lineage: Eukaryota; Metazoa; Chordata; Ascidiacea; Stolidobranchia; Styelidae. The record is from RefSeq and is a predicted model, not a curated record.
UGUUUAUCUGAUUAUUUGGACACAUUCAUAACAAAAUGUUUCUCUAUGCUCUCACACUUCAACGAGCUAGCACAAUAACGCAUGCUGUCCAUGGGAAUUUUUCUGGCACGAAGCAGCAGGAGAUUGCCCUGUCUAGAGGAAAGAUUUUGGAACUUGUCAAACCUGAUCCAAAUACUGGAAAAGUUCAUACGUUGUUGACGGUCGAAGUUUUUGGCAUUAUUCGUGCUUUGAUGUCAUUUCGAUUAACUGGUGGUAACAAGGAUUAUGUCGUCUGUGGAACAGAUUCAGGAAGAAUUUGUAUUUUGGAGUAUAUUCCUAACAAAAACAAAUUUGACAGAGUUCAUAUGGAAACAUUUGGAAAGAGUGGAUGCAGAAGAAUAGUACCAGGACAAUAUCUUGCCAUUGAUCCAAAGGGAAGAGCAGUUAUGAUAGGUUCUAUGGAGAAACAAAAACUGGUGUAUAUCCUGAAUCGGGAUUCCGAGGCUCGUUUGACUAUUUCUUCUCCUCUGGAAGCACAUAAAGCUAACACACUCGUGUAUCACAUGGCUGGUAUUGAUGUAGGAUUUGAAAACCCAAUGUUUGCAUGUUUGGAAAUGGAUUAUGAAGAAGCCGAUAAUGAUCCUACAGGAGAAGCAGCACAACUUUCCCAGCAGACCUUAACAUUCUAUGAACUUGAUCUUGGACUGAACCACGUUGUAAGAAAAUACAGCGAACCUUUAGACGAACGUGCAAAUCAUUUGGUCACUGUACCAGGUGGUAACGAUGGACCUGGUGGCGUUCUUGUAUGUGCUGAAAAUUACAUUACUUACAAAAAUUUCGGUGAUCAACCUGAUAUCAAAUCUCCCAUUCCAAGAAGAAGAAAUGACUUGGAUGAUCCAGAGAGAGGAAUGAUGUUUGUGUGCAGUGCAACACACAAAACCAAAUCUAUGUUUUUCUUUCUGGUUCAAACUGAGCAAGGAGACAUUUUCAAGAUAACUCUUGAAACAGAUGAAGAUAUGGUGACUGAAAUCCGAUUAAAAUACUUCGAUACGGUACCUGUAGCAACAGCAAUGUGUGUACUGAGGACUGGAUUCCUGUUUGUUGCUUCUGAAUUUGGAAAUCAUGCGUUAUAUCAAAUUGCACAUCUUGGUGAUGAUGAUGAUGAACCAGAAUUUUCAAGUGCAAUGCCGUUGGAAGAAGGAGAUACAUUCUUUUAUGCACCUCGACCACUCAGAAAUCUUGUCAUGGUCGACGAACUUGAUUCUCUCUCACCAAUUAUGGCAUGCCAGAUUGCUGAUUUGGCAAACGAAGACAACCCACAACUUUAUGUAACGUGUGGCAGAGGUCCGAGGUCAUCCUUACGUGUAUUAAGACAUGGUUUAGAGGUGUCAGAAAUGGCUGUAUCAGAAUUGCCUGGUAAUCCAAAUGCUGUAUGGACAGUCAAAGUUACUGAAGACGAUGAGUUUGACUCGUACAUUAUUGUGUCUUUCGUCAAUGCAACACUUGUUUUGUCGAUCGGGGAGACUGUAGAGGAAGUUACAGAUUCAGGGUUUCUUGGAACAACCCCUACUUUAUCCUGCUCACUCUUGGGAGAAAAUGCUCUUGUUCAGGUUUAUCCUGAAGGAAUCCGUCAUAUCAGAUUUGACAAACGUGUUAACGAAUGGAAAGCUCCUGGAAAGAAGACUAUUUUAAAAUGUGCUGUCAAUCAGAGACAAGUUGUUAUUGCAUUGACAGGCGGGGAACUCGUAUACUUCGAAAUGGAUCCUAGUGGACAGCUCAACGAGUACACUGAAAGAAAAGAGAUGAGUAGUGAUGUAUUAUGCAUGGACCUUGGCAAAGUGCCUCCUGGUGAACAAAGAACAAGAUUUCUUGCAGUUGGACUGGCUGAUAAUACUGUCAGAAUUAUAUCGCUCGAUCCAUCAGAUUGUCUUCAACCUUUGAGCAUGCAGGCAUUACCAGCCACAGCAGAAUCAGUUUGCAUUAUUGAGAUGGGAGGCGGAGAAGAUGAAACCGGCGAACAAAGACCUUCUGGUGGUCUGGUACUGAAUAUCGGACUUCAGAAUGGUGUGUUGCUACGAACAACAUUGGAUAAUGUAACUGGUGAUUUAUCUGAUACAAGAACAAGAUAUCUUGGUACCAGACCUGUCAAAUUAUUCAGAGUCUCAAUGCAGGGUUCCGACGCAGUGCUUGGAAUGUCGAGCAGAACUUGGCUCAGCUAUCAAUAUCAAAAUAGAUUUCACUUGACACCAUUAUCAUACGAAUCACUAGAAUUUGCAUCAGGUUUUGCUUCUGAACAAUGUCCAGAGGGAAUAGUUGCCAUCUCUGCUAACACACUAAGGAUUCUGGCUCUUGAGAAAUUGGGAACUGUCUUCAAUCAAGUGUCAACAGGAUUGCAGUACACACCUAGAAGAUUUGUUGUUCAUCCCGAUUCAAAUCAUCUUAUUAUACUUGAAACUGAUCAUAACUCGUACACAGAAGAAACAAAGGACCAAAGAAAACAUCAAAUGGCUGAGGAAAUGAUUGAGGCCGCUGGUGAAGAAGAAAAAGAGUUAGCUCAAGAAAUGGCUGCUGCAUUUUUGCGAGAAGUUUUGCCAGAAGAUAAAUUCAGUUCACCGAAAGCUGGACCUGGAAUGUGGGCUUCACAAAUUAGAGUUCUAAACCCUUCCACGGGAGAGACCACUGAAAAAAUCUCUUUGGAACAAAAUGAAGCAGCUUUUAGCAUUGCCAUUUGUCGUUUCAAUAAUUAUGGAGAUCAGUGGUUUGUUCUUGUUGGGGUCGGACAUGAUCUUCAACUCAAUCCAAGACAGGUUAAAUCCGGUGAAAUCCACACUUAUAAGUUCAAUGAAGAAGGCACGUCAUUGGAACUUGUCCAUAAGACACCAGUUGAUGAAGUACCACAAGCUAUCUGUGCUUAUCAAGGAAGGGUAUUGAUUGGUGUUGGAAAAUUGUUACGUGUUUAUGAUCUUGGAAAGAAGAAACUAUUGAGAAAAUGUGAAAACAAGCACAUUCCAAAUCGCAUUGUCUCAUUGCACGCUAUCGGACAACGUGUUCUAGUUUGUGACAUUCAAGAAUCCGUGCACUGGGUUCGUUACAGAAGAUCGGAGAAUCAACUCGUUAUAUUUGCUGAUGAUACUUAUCCAAGAUGGGUUACUUCUGCUACUUUACUUGAUUACGGCACAGCCGCUGUCGGGGACAAAUUCGGGAAUAUUUGCAUUCUUCGUCUACCAUCCGAUGUGAAUGAUGAUGUACAAGAAGAUCCAAGUGGCACAAAAGCAUUGUGGACGAGAGGAUUGCUUAAUGGUGCAUCACAAAAGUGCGAUGUACUUUGUUCAUAUCAUGUUGGUGAGAUUGUACUUUCAUUACAAAAAGCAACUUUGAUUCCUGGUGGUUCGGAAUCUUUAGUUUAUACAACAAUAUCUGGUGGAGUUGGGAUGCUGGUGCCUUUCACUUCUCAUGAGGAUCACGACUUUUUCCAACAUUUGGAAAUGCAUAUGAGAAAUGAAUCAUCGCCGUUACUAGGUAGAGAUCAUCUUGCCUACAGAUCGUUCUAUUUUCCACUCAAGAAUGUUAUUGAUGGAGACUUGUGUGAAUUGUUCAACUCGAUGGACAGUGCCAAGCAGAACAGUGUUGCUGAAGAACUGGAUAGAAAUCCUGCCGAGGUUUCCAAAAAAUUGGAGGACAUCAGGACCAGAUAUGCAUUUUGAAGAAUAGAAGCAAUUCAAUUAACACAAAUAUACUGUGACGCUAUGAAUGUGUGCCUUGUAGCAACAUACCUCGCUAAACAAGCAUCAGAUUCCAAUGUUCUAAUCAAGAAUCGAAAAUUCGCUUGCAAACUUUAUCAGCUACCUUAAUAAAUUCUUUCGCCUGUAAAAAA